AUGGAUCAUGAUACAAAACAAUACGAAAGUGAAAAAUAAGAAAACUAAUAAAGUUAUUCUUAAAAUUAAAUUGGCGUAGAUUAUUCAAUCAAAGAAUAAUAAUUGGAUAUAUUAGCUAUGAAUAAGUGUACUUAGUCAUUUAUCACUAUAAUAUUGAAUAUUAAUUACUUUUAGUAAUAUGAAUCAAAAAGCAAUGUGUAAAGAGUUAAAGCCAUCUUACUUUCUAAAAUAUAGGUAGAUAAAAUUAUUAAAGGAUUUGAAUAACCCUCAUAGACUUAGAUAGUUCUCUGA
Paramecium tetraurelia is the source of this 291-nucleotide messenger RNA. RefSeq lists its product as uncharacterized. The record is from RefSeq and is a predicted model, not a curated record. NCBI's taxonomy places the organism in Eukaryota, Ciliophora, Oligohymenophorea, Peniculida, Parameciidae. The transcript has a single exon.